GGGGGCCUCGGUUAUGAGUGCCAGUGACUGAUCCCAAAGUUAAGCGCUUUGCCAGCUCAAUUUCUCACCAUGACACCAUGAUGGAUCCACGUCAAGAGGUAUCAUAACCUUGGAGCUCUGUGACUGUACUUUCGAUUAACUGAAAGAGACCAUACCACGGAGCAUCGGCAUCUUUUCCAGUACAGAAUAUCAGAUACACACCCGUGUAUAAAGAUAGUACCAGCUUUCGAUUCAAUAGCAUAAACACCAUCAGGCCUUUGGCUCUAGCCCUCUCCUGGAUUGCAACUAUGAAAUUCAUCUUGUUCACCACUAUAAUCGUGUCCGUCGCAGUGGUAGCUGGCGCAGAUGACGCUUGGAUCAUCGGCCACCCCUGCGCCCAAGCUAGUGAGCACCGAGAACUUUGCAGUCUAGCGAGUUCUGGCCAUGCGGGCCUCAGACUGUAUGCUUACGGCUGCUCACAGAUCACGUGGAAUGCGGAACGAUCGCAGGUCAUAACAAGGACAUGCCGUUCUUGUUCGUGUGUGGACCAGACCACACGAUCAUUGACUUUGAAGAUUGUGAAUGCGACAGCUGCUGCAUGGUAGAAGGUCCAUAUGGGUCAUGCUUUUGAGGGGAAAGGGUUGAUAACUUCGUGGCAAUUAUCACCAUCGCCCAGCUCCUGCACAUGUCGUGUCAUAUCAUAACAUCAAGAUUCAUCUGCCCAGAAUUUGUACCCUAUGCUUGGAUCAAAAGAACGAACGUUGCAUAACCAAAAUCAGUUAUAUCCAUGGGUAUACGAUCACGAUUGCUCUGGUACUGUAGGUUAGUCUUCCAGAAUUCCGAUGUGAUGUUGACAGACGGACCUAACCCAGUCGAUUGAGUCAGU
Suillus paluster is the source of this 865-nucleotide messenger RNA. RefSeq lists its product as uncharacterized. Bases 288 to 584 code for a protein of 98 amino acids. Lineage: Eukaryota; Fungi; Basidiomycota; Agaricomycetes; Boletales; Suillaceae. The transcript has a single exon. The record is from RefSeq and is a predicted model, not a curated record.